AUGCCUUCCCUGAGGACUAAGAAAAGGAUCGGAUUUUGUUUGAAUGAGAAGAAGAAAAGAAAGUUGAACUUUCACAUCUUUGAGGAACUCUGCAGGAAUCGAGGUUACGAUGUGACAAAUAUUGACCUGUCCCUGCCCCUCUGCAGCCAAGGACCUUUUGAUCUGAUUAUCCACAAGCUUUCAGAUCUCCUGGUAGAAGCUGGACAGGAUCUGAAAUCUCAUCACCUUGUACAGAGGUUACAGGUCUAUCUAGAGAUGCAUACGCACACCAUCAUGCUGGACCCCCUGCCUGCCAUGCACACACUUCUGGACAGAUUCCAAUCUUACCACCUACUGCGUAGCCUGGAAACCCACAACCAAGGACCUAACGGCAUCUUUACACCUCCGUGCGUGGAGCUUGUGUCCAUUCAGAGUGAUGUGGUGACCCUGGUCAGAAAUCAUCUUUCCUACCCAAUCAUCUGUAAGACUAGAGUUGCACAUGGGCCCCAGUCUCAUGAGAUGUCUCUGAUUUUUAAUGAUGAGGGUCUCCAUGAUGUGAGACCUCCCUGCCUCCUUCAGAGUUUUAUCAAUCACAGCGCUACCCUCUACAAAGUGUUUGUUGUGGGAUCUCAACAUUUCGUAGUGCAAAGACCCUCCCUACGUAAUUUUCCUUUGGGCGAGACAGACCAAACAACCAUCUUUUUCAACAGUCAUGAUGUUUCCAAAGCCGAGUCCUGUUCCCACCUCUCUGAGCCACCCCCAUGCAUAGAGCUAAUGCAACCAUCUGACAAAGUAGUGCGGUAUGUGGUACAGAGGCUGCAGGGUGCCCUCGGAAUGUCUCUCUUUGGAGUAGACCUAAUCAUAGACACUCAGACUGGACGAUGUGUAGUUAUUGAUGUCAACGCCUUUCCAGGCUAUGAAGGGGUUCCAGAUUUCUUUCCUGCAUUGCUUUCACACGUAGAGAAACUUAUUGGGAGUGCAAAUAAGGAAAAUGAACCCACCAAAGAGCACUCAGCAGAGCAGAUAGAGAUACCUGCAGAGCGGUCUGUUGACUUGCUGACUGGCAUGAUGACUACUGACCGCUGGACCACAGAUGCAGGACAACUGGAACCUUACCAGAAAACUAUUACAAGUGGUUCCUACUUUAGCAUGUGCUCAUCAACUGUCUCUGCAGACUGGUGACAAGCUGGGACACCAUGAUAUGAGAACAGACUGACAGGUGGGGGUUGUCAAAAUAAAGGAUGUUAACUAAAGAUCACUAAGUGGAGGAUGUCAACUAAAGACAACUAAUUGAUGUAUGUCAACUAAAGACCACUAAGUGAUGUAUGUCAACUAAAGACCUCUAAGUGAUGUAUGUCAACUAAAGACCACUAAGUGAUGUAUGUCAACUAAAGACCACUAAGUGAUGUAUGUCAACUAAAGACCACUAAGUGAUGUAUAUCAACUAAAGACAACUAAGUGGAGAAUGUCAACUAAAGACCACUAAGUGAUGUACGUCAACUAAAGACCACUAAGUGAUGUACGUCAACUAAAGACCACUUAUUGAUGUACGUCAACUAAAGACCACUUAUUGAUGUAUGUCAAUUAAAGACAACUAAGUGGAGAAUGUAAACUAAAAACAACUAAGUGGAGGAUGUCAACUAAAGACCACUAAGUGAUGUACGUCAACUAAAGACCACUAAGUGAUGUAUGUCAACUAAAGAUCACUAAGUGAUGUAUGUCAACUAAAGACAACUAAGUGAAGGAUGUCAACUAAAGAUCACUAAGUGAUGUAUGUCAACUAAAGACAACUAAGCGAAAGAUGUUAACUAAAGACAACUAAACGAAAGAUGUCAACUAAAAAUCACAAAGCGAAGGAUGUCAGCUAAAGACUACUAAAAAAAGAAUGUCAACUAAACACCACUAAGUCAAGUAUAUCAAACACCACUAAGUCAAGUAUGUCAACUAAACACCACAAUCUCAGCCAGGUUUGGGUUUUGUCUAGUCUAACAUAUGGGUCCUUCAAAGUAUCGACUUGAAAACAUCUUCAUUUACUUAGCAGACUUCAUAGCAAGCGAGACACUCUUACUUCAUUCACACAAUAGAGCUCCGGGUCCUUCAAUAGCACAUAAUAAUGAUAUAGAUAACAAGAAUGGUUACUCUGUCAAUAACCCUGAAACAAGAAGAUUAACAAAUACAACUCACCUUGUAAUAUUUGGUUUUUAUUUACACAGCAAAGCAGAAAACAAAUCAACAAGAAUGUGCUGUGUGUUGUGAAGAAAACCAUCAGAUUGGGUUUCCUCAAAAUAAAUAUUGACCAUUCCCACACCUGGUGCAUGUGAAGUGGAAUAUUCAUCUUUAAACAAAUAUAGAAAUUACAUACAGCCUAAAUAAAGAAUUGAGUUAGAGAGAAUGGAUGAAGCAAUUAAAUAAUCAGGUUAUCAAAUGUCACCUUGGUUAUAGGGACCAGUUAACUAAGUACCAACUUAUUAGAUCUUUGGAAAAUGAACUUUUGUAUAAUGAUAGAAAAUGUUCUACAAUUUAUAUUGUAUGUAACAAUUAGAAUUGGGUUAAUCUUUAUAGAGGAUUACAAAACAACCAUCAACCCAUUUCUUGUAUGUAUUUCUCAAUAGUACAGAGCUAUUUGAUAACCUUAUUAACAAAGCAAAGUCUUCAGUAUUGUUGUAACAGUACAUAGCCAGGUUUGGAAGAAGACCAACAAAUUUUA
Molecule: messenger RNA, 2686 nt
Organism: Bombina bombina (fire-bellied toad)
Lineage: Eukaryota; Metazoa; Chordata; Amphibia; Anura; Bombinatoridae
Product: inositol-tetrakisphosphate 1-kinase-like
Exons: 10
Coding region: 1-1161 (386 amino acids)
Biological process (GO): inositol trisphosphate metabolic process
Cellular component (GO): cytoplasm
Molecular function (GO): inositol-1,3,4-trisphosphate 6-kinase activity; ATP binding; inositol-3,4,5,6-tetrakisphosphate 1-kinase activity
Source: RefSeq, a predicted model, not a curated record